GCUUUGUUGUGGCUGACGUCACUCACGGAGGACGCGGGCGUCCCAUUGGGUCGCUGCUGGGCUCUCUUGGCGGCGCCAGAGUCGGUCGCUCGCUCGGCCCGGCCCGGCCGGAGGGGCCCUGGCGGCAGCGGCAGCACCCAUGGCCAGCACCGGCAGCCCUCUGUACGAUGCUGUUCCCAUCCAGUCCAGCGUGGUUCUGUGUUCCUGCCCAUCCCCAUCGAUGGUGAGGAGCCAGGCGGAUUCCAGCUCUCCGCCCGUUGCUGCCACCUGUGGCCGCAGACAGGGGCUGAACAUGGAGAGCACUGCAGCUGAGCCACGGGCCACUCCCGUGUCUUUGCAGCAGCCUUCACAGCCACGGAAGAAACGCCCAGAGGACUUCAAGUUUGGGAAGAUCCUGGGUGAAGGAUCCUUCUCCACGGUUGUUUUGGCCAGAGAAGUGGCCACCUCCAGAGAAUAUGCCAUUAAAAUUCUAGAGAAGCGUCAUAUCAUAAAAGAGAACAAGGUGCCCUAUGUGACCCGCGAGAGAGACGUGAUGUCGCGCCUCGACCACCCCUUCUUUGUCAAGCUCUACUUCACAUUUCAGGAUGAUGAGAAACUCUACUUUGGCCUUAGCUAUGCCAAAAACGGAGAGCUGUUGAAAUAUAUCCGCAAGAUUGGCUCCUUUGAUGAGACCUGUACCAGGUUUUAUACUGCUGAAAUGGUGUCUGCAUUGGAGUAUUUGCAUGGGAAGGGAAUCAUUCACAGGGACCUAAAGCCGGAAAACAUCUUGCUCAACGGGGAGAUGCACAUUCAAAUAACAGAUUUUGGGACAGCAAAAGUGUUACCUGCAGACAGUAAGCAAGCACGGGCAAACUCCUUUGUUGGUACAGCGCAGUACGUGUCUCCGGAGCUAUUAACCGAGAAGUCUGCCUGCAAAAGUUCUGACCUGUGGGCGCUCGGCUGCAUCAUAUACCAGCUGGUUGCAGGGCUGCCGCCAUUCCGAGCUGGAAACGAGUAUCUUAUAUUUCAAAAGAUAAUCAAAUUGGAAUAUGAAUUCCCAGAGAAGUUCUUCCCCAAGGCAAAAGAUCUCGUGGAAAAGCUUUUGGUUCUAGAUGCGACCAAGAGGCUUGGCUGUGAAGAAAUGAGAGGCUAUGAGCCCCUGAGGGCCCAUCCGUUUUUUGAUUCUAUCUCCUGGGAGAAUCUGCAUCACCAGACACCCCCCAAACUCACAGCAUAUUUGCCUGCCAUGUCCGAGGAUGAUGAAGACUGCUACGGAAAUUAUGACAAUCUCCUGAGUCAGUUUGGCUGCCUGCAAGUUUCUGGCUCCGCCUCCUCCCACUCGCUGUCUGCCCCGGAGCCACGCCCACAGCCUGCAUCCGGCAACAACAUAGAGCAAUACAUUCAUGACCUCGACAGCAAUUCCUUUGAGCUGGACCUUCAGUUCUCUGAAGAAGAAAAAAGGUUGCUGUUGGCAAAACAGGCUGGCGGAAACCCCUGGCACCAAUUUGUAGAGAAUAAUUUAAUCCUGAAGAUGGGGCCAGUGGACAAGAGGAAGGGCUUGUUUGCUCGGCGGCGACAGCUGCUCCUGACUGAAGGACCCCACUUGUACUACGUAGACCCUGUCAACAAAGUUCUGAAAGGAGAGAUUCCGUGGUCGCUCGAACUGCGGCCAGAAGCCAAGAACUUCAAGACCUUUUUUGUUCACACACCUAACAGGACGUAUUACCUGAUGGACCCAAGUGGGAACGCGCAUAAGUGGUGUAAAAAGAUCCAUGAGGUCUGGCGGCACAGAUACCACCAGAAUGCUGCGAAAUGAAGCUGCUCUCUGGCGCCUCGUCUCCCUCCUUGCUGCUCAAGCACCAGCGGACCUUCCCGGCCCGUCUCUAGGGGAAGCCAGUGGCCCAGACUCAUUUCCUCCUGAAGGAGAAACCAGCCCAUGGGAUUCAGGGUGGCUUUGCUUGCUUUUCUGCCUCUUCUGAGGCUUCCACGUACUCCGCUGCAGUGAGUGACCAGCUUCUUCCCCGUGCCCUUCUGCUCCGUUUCUGCUGCAAAGGAGAAGGGUCUUGGCGCCGCUGGCUGUGCGGCCAGUCAGUUAAGCGAAGCACAUCUAGCCUGAUCCGCAGGUGCAGCCCAGGUCCCAUCGGGGCUGGAAGGUGACUGUGCAACCGCUCUUCAUCAGGGAGCUUGGAGGGGCCUUCCUUGUGGGAGAGAACCCCCGUGAUGCUGCUGCUGCUGCUGCCACCGCUGCCACCCCACCCCUUUUGUCCCUUCCAUAGGCUCCUUGUUCUCCAGCACUUGCGAGGGCAGUGGGCUUGCCCUCAUGGGACUCUCUGGCCGCGUUCAGAUUUCAGGAUUCUCCACGGAUGGUGCUCCCUUGUGAGCUGUUGCACAUUUUGCUGGCACACUCCAGCGCACGUGGGAGGAGGAGAGGGAAUUGUUGAACACAGCACUUAAGUUGUUCGCAAUCUUGACACUCUGAUCUCAUAAAAUUUUGAAAUGGAGUUUUAAUUUGAUGCAUUUACAUGUUUAAGGAGCGCUAAAGUUACCAGCAUGCUUUUAACUAAUAACUAACUACAAGGUUAACUAGUUCGUACAAGACUUUCUUGAUGUAGUAAGUAGACUCUUCACCUUUUUGGAAGAGGAGAGCGAGCCCAUUUCUUUGCAGGGUGCGUUGCAGGGAGGGGGCUGCGAUGUGUGUUUGCGGGGGAGGGACAAGACUGAGCAACGGAUGGCUUGACCAGGUGUCUCUGUAUAAUGAGGUGUACAAAUAUUCCUGUCUGGUUCAUUGGCCAAGCAUCGGAUCUUUUAGCGACUUUGAAAAUAUUUUACAUGAUUUAAAUAUAUUUAAGCCCCUCCACUAAUCGGACUAAUUGUUGUGUUCCUGUAAAAAUGUUGAUACCAAGGAGGGACAAACGUAUGGUACUUGAGUCAUAUCUAUCCAAUGUUUCAUAUCGUUCUUUGGUCCUUUUCCAAUUAAACUGUCAUGGUCAAAUGUU
Molecule: messenger RNA, 2975 nt
Organism: Heteronotia binoei (common prickly gecko)
Lineage: Eukaryota; Metazoa; Chordata; Lepidosauria; Squamata; Gekkonidae
Gene: PDPK1
Product: 3-phosphoinositide dependent protein kinase 1
Exons: 14
Coding region: 140-1795 (551 amino acids)
Biological process (GO): intracellular signal transduction; peptidyl-serine phosphorylation
Molecular function (GO): protein serine/threonine kinase activity; ATP binding
Source: RefSeq, a predicted model, not a curated record